ACCAUUGAGCAGAGCAUGAACACUUCAUAAAUAUUUAAUAACAAUAUUAUUAUUAAUACAUUUUCAUAAUAAUGGGCCGAUAUGUGCUCCCUGGGCAUUCUCAUCUGGCAAGGCCAAGGGUGCCUUGCAAUCUUCACUUUAGCGUUGGGAUCUCUCACGCAGCUGUGAUUGGAAGCCUAAAACCUGCACAAAACAGCCUCUACUGAGGGGCAAGGGUAAAUCAAAGACUGUCAGGAAGCCUUCCUGGGCAAAUGAAAAAAAGCUCUUUGCAGAGAUUUUAUCUUUAUCUGCUCAUGUGCUCUGAGUCUCUGUUCUGAAAGUAGAAGGCUGGUCUUCAAUUGUUCAUAGACGUUUAUCUCUCCUCCCCUUUCUUGGGAGUCUAAGGCAGCCAACAUUGACAAGCAUAUCAGCGGUAGAACUUUAUUUGUUCACUUGUCCGAAAAAAAAUACCCACUCUGUGCCACACACUCUGAGCAAUACAGAUAGAACUUCCUCUGUCUUGGAGUUUCCAUUCCAGUUUGGAGGGACAGGCAGAUCAUAAACAUGAAAACAAACAAGAUAAUAUCAUGUGGGGGUGUGCGUUUGUGUGUGUGUGAUAGGCUAUUUCUUCUCUUCUUGAAAGUACUCCCUGGCAAUUAAGAAAAAGUGAGUCAGAAGAAAUUUGCUUCCCUGAGGGUUCUCUGCAUUAUGAAGGAACGUGGGCUAAGAUAAUAUCCCCCUCCCCAAGAUUUACUCACUAUAAAGUCAUAAUAGUAAUCUUUUACAUUUUUUAUAACACUUUACAAUUAAAAGCAUUUUUAUAUGCAUGCUUUACUUCAAUUAAAAAUAAUAACAGUAACAUAACAAACGAUUAUACAAUGCUUGCUGUGUGCCAGGCCCCGUCCUAAGUGACUUACAUAAAUGUUAUCGAUUUAAUCCUCACAGUAACCCAUGAGGUGUGUGCUAUAAUUUAGCCCCAUUUUAUAGUUAAGGAAACUGAGGCUUAGAGGGGUUACCUGAGGCAGAAGCAGUACUCAACUUGGGUCUUCUGCCUUUAUGGCCCAAGCUCUUUCUGUGUCAAAAUGAAGAUCAGAAAGUCCACAAGAGGGAGUGAGACCUGGGAGAAACUGGCCAAGGGAGACAAGGUUUGGGAUUGAGGAGCUGGACAGGCAUAUUAGGAAGGAGUAAGUGUGGUCAGGGUUCUUCAGAACUCAAUCUUACUUCUUUAAAAUCAUUCUUUAAGUCACCCUAGUAUUGGGAAUGGGGGCAAAAAAAAAUUGAAAUAGGAUAUGUGUUUUGAGGAGAAGAUAGGAAAUAUGAGAAAACUAAGUAAUCCGAUUUCUUACUUUGUAUUUUCAGCUAAUAUUCAUAACCUCCUGUUACGUACUAGGUAUUAUAACCUCUUGUUAUGAUAAUAAGUGGACCUACAUUCUUGGAGCUUACAGUCUAGUGGGGGAAGACACCUACUUUUUAUUUUUUACAUUUCAUAUGCUCCCUCCUAUCAUCCUGCCCAGAAUUAAUCAAGUUUGGGCAUAAGAGAAAGGGAGCAGGAGGAGAAACUAAACCUAAAUUUGUCCUUAUUAAACAAGUCUUCACUCACAUGCCUAAGAUUAUAAAUGGUAGGUUUGAAAGGGAAAAUAAAGUUAUUCACUGCUUUUCAAUUUUUUUCCCUUUCCCUCCCUCUGGCCCAUGUGUGUGCCUAGCUGGUCUACCAACCACAUAGCAAGCCAUUAUUUCUGCCCGUGGAUCCAGGGUCUGAAGGGGAGGAUCUGGAGCAGAACUGAAAGCUUCCACUUCCCAAUGUGUCCUGAUCCUUGGGGGCCAGAACAGUCCCCAUCCGCCUUCCUCCCAUUUACAGAGAGAAGGCUUGGUGUGGUGUCAGAAGGCUAGGAGUCUGGGGCAGGUAGACACACUUUGAAAUUUGAAUCAGCCACUGACUCUACUAUGAUCCUGGUCAAGUCACCUGACCUCUCCCAACUUCCAUUUCCCUAUAGAUAAAAAAUAGAGAUCAUAAUAAGAGCAUUUUACUUACAUGACCUCAUAUUAUUAUAACAACCCCAUAAUGCUUGCCCAUUUAAUCAUCAUUUUAAAGAUAAGGAAAUUAUGCUUCAGAAAGAUUAAAGCAGUUGCCCAAGACCACAAAGCUAUUUAAUGGCCUAGCUGGGGCUUGAAUCUAGGUUUCCUCCAAAGCCUAUACCCUUAUCUCUCUUUGAUCCUCAACUUUUUUAUCUAUAAAAAUGGUGAUAAUAAUAGCUAAUUGCUCUUAGUGUUCUGUACAGUAAUUCUAAGGUAAGCUCUCUUAUUAUUUAUCCCCAAGAAAUCAGAAAAGUAACCUGCCCACAUGUGGACAGUCACACAACUGGUCAAGCUUUAGUAUGUGUUUGCUCCAUGCUCUCUUGAAGUUGGUGUCAGAAUUGAAUAUCUUACAAAAUUUAUCGCAACACUAUUCCCAUUUCAAGUAUGGCAACUGAAGCAUACAUAGAGAGGUUAGGUCGUCUCCUAGGGCUUCACAGCUAAGAAAUGCUGAAACUGAGAGACGAACCUAAGUUCUUAAGUGCUACACUAAAUUGAAAUGAGAUAAUGUAUGUAAAUUUUUAUAAUAACUGCCGUUUUCUGAACACUUAUUAUAUGCCAGACAUCAAUCUAAAUUUUUUAAAUGCAUUAAUUUAUUCAAUUCUCACAAUAGCCCUAUGAAGUAGGUGCCAUUACUCUCAUUUUUAUUGAUGAGGAAACUGAGGUACAGAGGUUACAUUGUAUGUCCUGAGUCCCACAACUAGUAAAUGUUAGAGCUGAGAAUAUGAAAGAAAGCUGUCUCCAGAAGGUGCUUACUGUAAUACCGUGUGUAAAGGGCCUGGGUCCCAAUAAACCAUCAGUGAUUAUUAUUCUUCAACAGGUGGGAAGGCAAAUCUGUGUCCUGGGGCCAGAAAUGGAGAAGGGUGGGAGGAUAUGCAGACAAGCCAUCAAGCAAUGACAACUUGAACGAGGUAGCAGCCCGCCUGGAGUCUGAUGAUUUAAGAACAGGGCAGUCCUUGUGGGCCUACUUGAGUGACAGCUCUGCAGGAGGCAGGAUGUGCUAGGUGUGGGUUGACCCCAACCCCACCCUGACAAGUGACCAUGGAUCCAGGAGCUGGCCCAGAGUCAUCUCUGACUGUCAAUGAGCAGCAAAUUCUCUGGAAUCAAGGAGCUGCAGCUUGCCCCAAGCUCUGGAAUUCUCACAGAGCACACAGUCGCUGGGACAGGAGGUCUUCAUCCUGAGGUCAUCGUGAUGUCAGGCCAUGAGACCAUCCGUGUGCUGGAAGUUGGGGUGGAUGCCCACAUCCCUGCUGAGGAGGAGGGCAAAGGACUGGAGGGUGUGGCCAGCGAUGGCUCCCAGAGCAGAGGUCCGGCUGAAGCCAAUGUACCUGCUGACGAAGCUGGGCCAGACAACCCAGACUCCUCUGCAGAGGCAACUGUGAAGCCACUCCCAGGAAUCCCUUUGAGCCCUGCCCCGGCUGUCACCACCUUCAGCCAAGCCCCAAGCCAGCCUCAGACUUCUCAGACCCUGACAUCACUGGCUGUACAAGCUGCCCCCCAGGUCUUGACUCAGGAAAACUUAGCCACAGUUCUGACAGGAGUUAUGGUUCCAGCAGGGGCAGUUACUCAACCUCUUCUUAUCCCCAUCAGUAUUGCAGGUCAAGUGGCUGGUCAGCAGGGGCUGGCCGUGUGGACAAUUCCUACAGCAACCGUGGCUGCCCUCCCAGGACUGACCGCUACUUCUCCUACGGGGGGAAUUUUCAAGCCACCUUUAGCCAGUCUCCAAGCAGCUGCUGUGCUGAAUACCGCCCUUCCGGCACCCGUACAAGCUGCCCCACCGGUACAGGCCUCCUCGCCCGCCCAGCCCCGGCCACCAGCUCAGCCCCAGACGCUGUUCCAGACCCCUCCGCUGCUGCAGACCACGCCUGCCAUUCUACCGCAGCCCACUGCUGCCACCGCUACUGCCCCCACCCCCAAGCCAGUGGAUACCCCCCCACAGAUCACCGUCCAUCCUGCAGGCUUCGCAUUUAGCCCGGGAAUCAUCAGUGCUGCUUCCAUUGGGGGGCAGACUCAGAUCCUGGGCUCCCUCACCACCACUCCAGUCAUUGCCAACGCCAUUCCCAGCAUGCCAGGGAUCAGCAGUCAGAUCCUCACCAACGCUCAGGGGCAGGUUAUUGGAACACUUCCGUGGGUAGUGAACUCAGCUAGCGUGGCAGCCCCAGCACCAGCGCAAAGCCUGCAGGUCCAGGCUGUGACCCCCCAGCUGCUGUUGAACGCCCAGGGCCAGGUGAUCGCGACCCUAGCCAGCAGCCCCCUGCCUCCACCUGUGGCUGUCCGGAAGCCCAGCACACCUGAGUCCCCUGCUAAGAGUGAGAUGCAACCCAUCCAGCCCACGCCAGCCGUGCCCCAGCCUGCUGUGGUCAUCGCCAGCCCAGCCCCAGCGGCCAAGCCAUCUGCCUCUGCUCCCAUCCCAAUUACCUGCUCAGAGACGCCCACUGUCAGCCAGUUGGUGUCCAAGCCACAUACUCCAAGUCUGGAUGAAGACGGGAUCAACUUAGAAGAGAUCCGGGAGUUUGCCAAGAACUUUAAGAUCCGCCGGCUAUCUCUGGGCCUCACUCAGACCCAGGUGGGUCAGGCUCUGACAGCGACAGAAGGCCCAGCGUACAGCCAGUCAGCCAUCUGCCGGUUCGAGAAGCUGGACAUCACGCCCAAGAGUGCCCAGAAGCUAAAGCCGGUGCUGGAGAAGUGGCUGAAUGAAGCCGAACUCCGGAACCAGGAAGGCCAGCAGAACCUGAUGGAGUUUGUGGGAGGUGAGCCCUCCAAGAAACGCAAACGCCGCACCUCCUUCACCCCCCAGGCCAUAGAGUCUCUCAAUGCCUACUUUGAGAAGAACCCACUGCCCACCGGACAGGAAAUCACUGAGAUUGCUAAGGAGCUCAACUAUGACCGGGAGGUCGUGCGGGUCUGGUUCUGCAAUCGGCGCCAGACGCUCAAGAACACCAGCAAGCUGAACGUCUUUCAGAUCCCUUAGGGCUCAGCCCCCAGCCCUGUGUUCCAGCACUUUGUAUUUGUCCCUUGGCAACCAGCUGCAGCCACGGCUGUGACAGCACCUGUCAAUCUGCCACGUGUAGCUGUGCUUGUCCUGGGUCUUGAGACUCCACCGUGUGCAUGUGUGUCAGCUGCCUUCCGUCUGUCCCCCACAUAUUGCACAUCGUGGGGAGGGCAGAGGGGCUCACUGAGAGUGUUAGGCUCGGAGGUGAUCAUGCCAAGGGAGGGGAUUUGGCGUGUCACUUAAAGAAGCACUUUGGUAACUUGGUUUUUGAAGGGUGAAUGCUGGUGGGGAACCAGAAACUCCCCACGUUGGGGGCAGGGCUGCAGCAGCCCCUAAGAACUGACCAUUAGCUCUUGUUUCAGUGGCGUUCUUUUUCCACCCUCUCUUUUCCUUUGCUCCUCUGUGUGAGCGUCACAGGUACAGCAGCUUGUCCAGGAGAACCACAGCCUCAACCCCCAUUGCCCGCAGGCACACUGUCCCCUGAAAGGACCCAAGAGACACAGUUCUGAAAGGUGUGAUGUGCUGCUCAGAAGGCCAGACUCAGUGUCUGCCUUGACCUCAAGUCAGAAGGUUCCACAGUCCUGGGGCCAGAACAUGUCAUCUCUUCUCCCGCCUCUCUCUGGUUCCUUUGGGGGAAAAUUGCACUGAAGCAGAACCUUUUCUUUUGUAAUCCAUUUGGAAGGAAAUAGCAGUGAAUUCUAGUUAUCUUGGGGUUGACCUGGGUCUGUGGCAGGUUAGGAACAUAGUAAAUAAGGUCAUCCUCCCAGAUUUUAAUCUAAUCUCUGUUAAUGACCAUCUCUGCCCCUCCCCCGCUUCAAAACCAAACAAACAGUGUAGGUUAAGGAACUUGCAGCCUGGAAAAUCUCACUGCCCACGUAAGCAGGUACUUUGGAGAAAAAUGAGGAAAGGAAUGCUGACUCUUUUUCUCGUCCUUGCACUCUCCUCAACCUAGGACUGGGCCUUUUCAGAAGGGGCAAAUUAAACAAUAAAUCAGAUAGCAAGGUCCUGGGGGAACGGCCAACAUCUGGAAAGAGCUGAUGGCAGCCCAGGAAGGUCUCUUGGAGAAGCUGACUUGACUCUAUUUUUCUUUGUAACUUUAAGCCUUGGAUACUGAAAGAGAAAUCUUAUUUCGUCCAGA
Pteropus alecto (black flying fox) is the source of this 6182-nucleotide messenger RNA. It is a transcript of the gene POU6F1, whose product is annotated as POU class 6 homeobox 1. The record is from RefSeq and is a predicted model, not a curated record. The transcript has 13 exons. NCBI's taxonomy places the organism in Eukaryota, Metazoa, Chordata, Mammalia, Chiroptera, Pteropodidae. Gene Ontology annotation, biological process: regulation of transcription by RNA polymerase II. The coding region runs from base 3134 to 5023 and encodes 629 amino acids. Gene Ontology annotation, molecular function: RNA polymerase II cis-regulatory region sequence-specific DNA binding; DNA-binding transcription factor activity, RNA polymerase II-specific.